GGUAUUUCAUCUUCAAGGCAUUUCCUUCUAUGCAUACAGGUAUUCCCUGAUUAGGAGGAAAAAAAUAGUAGAACUCUUUGAAAAUGGACAUUCUCCCAUGUUUUUCUUCAGAUGAAAAAGCCAUCAGUCACUGAAAUAAGGGCUUGAAGUUCCUUCCUCUUUUUUUUGUGUCUUAAGAACAGGAAACAAAGUUUGGCCAGGGCUGGGUUCGAACCUGCCACCCUUGGUAUAUGGGGCCAGCGCCCUUCUCACUGAGCCACAGGUGCCACCCAAGAGAUGAAGAAUUUUAUAAGAAAUGAAGAGGAUACUUGGGGUGGAGCUCUCAAUCUCGUUUUACCCUACUCUGGCCUAAAUGUGUAAAUUACUGAAGUGAUGAUGGGAGUGGGGAGAACAAUGCCUUAUUUGGGCUGGUUAUUUCUUUGGCUUGUCACAGGAGAGAGGAUGGAACGAUUUAAUAGUUCAGAUUGUUACACCAAAAAUCUCCUUUGGAUACCUUCUUCAAAGAGUGAAGAAGAAGAGUUUAUCUUAUUUUGUGAUUUGCCAGAGCUACAGAAAUCACAUUUCUGUCCUGGAAGGCAAUGCUUACCAGCACAAGCCUCUGAACAUCUGCCCUGUGGGGGUAGUAAGGACCUAUCUGAUGUCCAGUGGUCCCUACAACUUCAGAAUGGAGACUAUUUACAGGACAUUACAGAAAACUCUCCUCACAUCCACCAGGAGAAGAAUAGCCUUCAUUUUUUGACCCGAGAUAUGAAUAUUUCUGGGUCCUAUGUUUGUAGACCCAGGAGCAGGAGCCCUCAGGAUGUGGCCUGUUGUGUCAAGACAGUCUUAGAAGUUAAGCUUCAGAAAAAUGCAUCUUGUGAUAACUCAGUUUUACAUACGCAAUACCUACUUCUCGGUAGCAUUAGCUCCAUUCAUUGCCCCAGUCUCAGCUGCCAAAGUGGUGUACAAAGUCCAGAGGUGACCUGGUAUGAGAAUGGAAGACUCUCUGAACAAAGGAGCAACCCACUGGUAGUGGGUGAAGUUUAUGACUAUCACGAAGGCACAUAUGUAUGUGAUUACACUCAGUCAGAUAAUGCAAGUGUAUGGACAGUCAGAUCUGUUGUUCAAGUGGUAACCAUUGUGAAAGACACUAAUUUCAAACCUGAUAUCCUGGAUCCAGUCAAGGACACACUGGAAGUAGAACUUGGAAAGCCUUUAACUAUUAGUUGCAAAGUACGAUUUGGCUUUGAAAGGAUGUCUAAAUAUAUAAUAAGAUGGUAUAUCAAAGAUUCUGAACACGAGUGGGACAUCUUGGAGUGUGAGAACAAAAGUAUUAGAUCCACUCUAGGGGAUGAAGUCUUUGAGUGUGAUGUCAUUUUGAAGAAAGUUACUCAACGUGAUCUUCGCAAGAAGUUUGUUUGCUUUGCUCAGAACUCCAUGGGGAAUAGAACCAGGUCCAUCCAACUUAAGGAGAAGAGAGGAGUGCUGCUCCUGUAUGUCCUGCUCGGCACUGUCGUGACUCUGGUGGGUGUGCUGGCGGUGAGUGUGCUCCUUUACCAGCACUGGAUUGAAAUAGUGCUGCUCUUCCGAACCUACCAGAGUAAGGACGAGACGCUUGGGGAUAAAAAGGAAUUUGAUGCUUUCAUAUCCUAUGCAAAACGAAGCUGUUUUGAGAGCGAGUCGGCCUCAUCUGUGAGUGAAGAAUGCUUGGCCCUUAAUCUUUUCCCUGAGGUUUUAGAAAACAAAUAUGGAUAUACCUUGUGUUUGUUUGAAAGAGAUGUGGCCCCAGGAGGAGUGUAUGCAGAAGACAUCAUGCAUAUUAUUCAGAAAAGUAGAAGAGGAAUAUUUAUCUUGAGCCCCAACUAUAUCAAUGGACCUUGUGUCUUUGAAUUACAAGCAGCUGUGAAUCUUGCCUUGGCUGAUCAAACACUAAAACUCAUUUUAAUUAAGUUCUCUUCCUUCCAAGAGCCAGAGUCUCUACCUCAUCUUGUGAAAAAAGGUCUCAGGGUUUUGCCCACAGUCACCUGGAAAGGCUUAAAAUCAGUCCCUCCCAAUUCCAGGUUCUGGACUGAAAUGCGCUACCACAUGCCUGUGAAAAACUCUAAGGGAUUCUCGUGGAACCAACUCAGAAUUAUCCCAAGGUUUCUCAACUUAGAAAGGACUCAGUAAAAUAGCAGCCACUGGGAGGAGCUCCCAGCCCAGGCAAUGGUGGAGCCAGCCCUGGCCCACCUCCCCUCUAGUCUCACAGAUGGAGAUCAUUGCUGGACAGGACACACAGUGUGGAUCAGGCCAGUAGGAAAUUGAAACCGU
Nycticebus coucang (slow loris) is the source of this 2289-nucleotide messenger RNA. It is a transcript of the gene IL18RAP, whose product is annotated as interleukin 18 receptor accessory protein. NCBI's taxonomy places the organism in Eukaryota, Metazoa, Chordata, Mammalia, Primates, Lorisidae. The transcript has 13 exons. Gene Ontology annotation, biological process: interleukin-18-mediated signaling pathway. Gene Ontology annotation, molecular function: interleukin-18 receptor activity; interleukin-1 receptor activity. Bases 373 to 2148 code for a protein of 591 amino acids. The record is from RefSeq and is a predicted model, not a curated record.